UUAUCGGUAUUAUUAUUUAUUAGUCGUUUCUGUCAUAUUUGAAAAGUCAAUAUGUGAGUAAAAUUUCUUGUACAAUUUUGAAAUUAUAGUAGUAUUAUGGGUUCACGUUCUAAGUCUAGAGGCAGUUGUACGCGUCUACUUCCAAGACAGUACUGCGGUCUUUUUGGUAAGAAGAAAAAAUCUAGGAAAAGUCGAACCAGAAGGAGUAGAUCGAGAAAAAGUCGAUUCAGAAGAAGUAGAUGUGGAAGAAGUCGUUCUCGAAGUCGAUCACGAAGAAGAUCCCGAAAGAGAUCGCGAAAAAGUCGUUCUAGGAAAGGACGAUGUGGUAAGAGUCGCUCAAGAAGACGAAGUUCUCGAAAAAGAUCAGGAAGAAGUAAAAAGAGGAUGAGAUGUAGUAGACCAGGUCCCAAAACUAAUAACCCUUUCCUGAACUUUAUGCGAGUAUUCAGACGAAAAUAUUGUGGUAAACCAAUGUCUGAAUUAGCUAUAGAAGGUGCUAAAUGUUGGUGUCAAAUGACUCCCGAGCAAAAAAGGAGAUUUUAUAGAGAAGCUUGUUCAAAAAUUAAAAAGAAAAGAUCCAGAUCCAAAUCAAGAUCAAAAUCAAGAUCAAAAUCAAGGAAAAGUAGACGAUGUGGAGGAAGAAGUCGUAAAAGUAAACGACGUAAAAGUAGACGUCCGAAAAAAAGCAAAAAAGGUAGCCGCUGUCUUUAAGAUAAGAAUGUGAACUAGAGAAAUUUUGGACGAAAUUUAUCCACUUUUGUUUUUGUUUUUCUUUAUCUAUAAUAUUAUUUAUUUAUGAUAUAUUAUAAACAUAUGGAAAGUUC
Diorhabda carinulata is the source of this 824-nucleotide messenger RNA. Its product is annotated as protamine-like. The record is from RefSeq and is a predicted model, not a curated record. Gene Ontology annotation, biological process: spermatogenesis; sperm DNA condensation. The transcript has a single exon. NCBI's taxonomy places the organism in Eukaryota, Metazoa, Arthropoda, Insecta, Coleoptera, Chrysomelidae. Bases 97 to 711 code for a protein of 204 amino acids.